This is a messenger RNA of Chlorocebus sabaeus (green monkey), 3005 nucleotides long. RefSeq names its product NADP dependent oxidoreductase domain containing 1 (gene NOXRED1). The record is from RefSeq and is a predicted model, not a curated record. Gene Ontology annotation, biological process: L-proline biosynthetic process. NCBI's taxonomy places the organism in Eukaryota, Metazoa, Chordata, Mammalia, Primates, Cercopithecidae. Gene Ontology annotation, molecular function: pyrroline-5-carboxylate reductase activity.
ACUCCUGACCUCAAGUGAUCCACCUGCCUCAGUCUCCCAAAGUACUGGGAUUAUAGGCAUGAGCCACUGUGCCUGGGUGAGACUUUGCUUUUAAAGAGAUUGUGUCAGAUAACAGCCUUCCUAUAAAAGGGAUUAGAGAAGCCAGACACAAAAGGUCACAUAUUGUAUGAUUCCAUUUAUAUAAAAUAUCUGGAAUAGGUAAAUCCAUCCAGACAGAAAGCAGACUGGUGGUUCCAGAGGCUAAGGGUGGGGCGGGAUAUGGAGUAACUGCUUGAUGGGUGUAGGCUUUCCUUUUGGGAAUAUGAAAGUAUUUUGGAACUACAUAGAGGUGGUAGCACAACAUUCUGAAUGUAUUGAUGAAUUGUUCACUUUAAAAUGGCGAAUUUUAUGUUAUGUGGGUUUCACCUGAAAAAAUUUUUAUUGGUUUCUUGAACACAAAAAGGAGUUGUAAACUAACUCAAGUAGUGCUAAGAUCUGUAAGAUAUUCUAGUCUGCAAAAAAAACCCCCUAGAAAUCCAGAAUCUUCUUUUGGGAAAAGGAGGGUUUCAUACUGCUCUAGUGUGGUACUCCUAGAAGUAGUAGAAGGAACUCAUGUCCUGAUAUUCAGCUCAGGAAAACCUCUAAGUGGGGCUGGCCCCUUUAAGACUCAGAGACUGUAAUCUGGUAGUUAAGGAGUCAUAAUCACAAGUUUCUUGGGUAAUUCUCCUUAGAAAUGUAGUUCUUACCUUCCAGGAUCAGAAGUACUGAGGAGCAGAGCCAAUCUUCUCUGUUUGGUGAUAGAUAUAUAUAGAUGGGUUUAUAUGACUUUGAGUUUAGUUUAUAAAAUCUAGAUGUCCCUGUCCUAGACAGGGGACAGUGAUAUUUAGUUUGGGUUCUUUUCUACCCUGUGGAGAACAGAGUUCAGUGAAAGGGAAGCAUUUCUUUGAAAUGUGGUUCUAUGUGUUCAGUCCUAUUUCCAAAACGCAGGAGGGAAUGGAAGGGAGAACGUCCUGGCUCAAGAAUACCUGUAAAACUCAAUUGCUGUUGUAAAUUCAUCUGCCAAAAAUAGUGCCUGUAACCCGUGUGGAGAAACAACACUUUGGGUUUCUGUACAGAUUUUUCAUGAGUCCAGGAUUCAUGGGAAGCCAGUGAUUAGGAAUCCUCAAACACUCACACUCUAGAGUGUGAAUUCAAGAGAGGUGAAUUCCAAGUUCAGAAUUUGGGAGUAGAGAGUUGCUGAAGCCCACCAGUGUGAGUGCUUGUGACCUGGGCACACAUACCAUCAUACACACACCUCCUACAUAGACCCUUCUUCUACCAGGACAGGGAGCCAAACUGAUUAGUAUCUAUCACUGCAGGAAAUAGUGGCUUGGAAAUGGAUAUGCUCCAGGACCUUGAGUCCCUGCAGUUUGAGUAUGGGGUUCCAGAGGAAGAUCGUAUCUGGCUGUAUUUGCAGGGCCGUUCUCGGGGACUGAUGAUAGAAGCUUGUGCCCAUGCAACCUUCUUCUGCAAACUAUUAUAUAAUUUGAGAGCAUCAUUAAAUGAGAAUCAAAGUUCCAGACAUCUCUCAAUUGACUCCCUUAAUGCAGCCACUCCUGAAGAGUUUAAGGUGGGCAUCAUUGGAGGUGGCCACCUUGGGAAGCAGCUGGCUGGCACACUGCUGCAGCUCGUCCCCGUCCCUGCUGAAAGCCUGCGGAUCUCCACUCGGAGGCCAGAGGCUCUGGGUGAGCUCCAGAAGCUGGGAAUCAAAUGCUUUUACCAUAACGCUGAUCUGGUGAGUUGGGCCGACGUGAUAUUCCUCUGCUGCUUGCCAUCUCAGCUGCCUAAUAUCUGCGUAGAAAUUCACACCAGCCUUGAGAAGACCAGCAUUGUGUACAGCUUUGUAGCUGCCGUCCCACUACCCAGGCUGAAACUACUGUUGAACCACACCAAUAUCUUGCGGCCUCAGUAUCAGUAUGGUGAAGAUUCUGUCAGCAUCUGGGGGGCCAAUAAGAAAGUCAUAGCUGCUCUCCAAGAUCCUACGAUUCUUCAAGCUACCUGUCCCUACAGUCCUGCUGGGGGAAUAAUCCUCAAGAUCAAGUGGUUGGAGGGAGUGUUUUAUGCGGCCCUAAACAUAUGCACAGCAAGAAACAUGGCCCACUCCCAAGUGCUGCAGCUUCUGAGUGAACUCUUUCUCUCUGUGCACUUUGAAGACUGUGGGAAAGACACAGCAUCUUGCCCAAAGUUUCAAAUAACAGAUUUUGUCAGCAAAGCCUAUGGCAAGAACUUGUCUCAGGAAAGGCCUUUCCCCUGGUUUGAUCUGACUGCUGUGCAACUCAAGGAAACUCCGUUUAGCCAGCAUCUCUCAAGCAGUCCUGUUCUCCAAGACCACCUUACCCAUCUGUACUGUGCUUCAUUUGGCAUCUCUCUAACCAAAGAACAGCCAGUCGUUUCCACAAGCUCUCCAUCCCAAUAAGAGAACUCGGGAAUCAGGAUUUUUUCCCACUCACAGAUUUUCCCUACAAUAUCAUGCCCUGAUUAUCACAAUUGACUGUGGGAGUCUUGUGACUGUAUUGUGUUUGCCACAUGAUAGACAUCAGGAAUUAGAAAACUGUACUGAUGAGGAAAACGUAGAAUAAAACAAGUGGUCCUAUCCAUCAAUAUGUAUCUGGCUUUCAGAAGCAACUAGUAAAACUACACAACCUAACUUAAGUAAGCUGCUCCUGCAGAAAAGCCUUAUUAAUACAAAUUAUUUCUCUUCUAAAAUUCAAGAAGUUAUAAUGUUAUAAGUUUUAGACAAUUACAUACUGCAGCUUCUUUUCCAAUAAAUCAAAUUUCAAUCCAUUUGCCAGCAGUAGGUAGCUGGAAAAAGAUAGUUUGAUUUUCUCACAAUUUUGGAUAGGGAAGUGAAGGUAUGGUAAACCAUCUUAAUUGAAUUAUGGCUUCUCUCAUGCUUAUUUUGACUAUAUAUGACUAUUCUGGUACUAUCUUAUUUACAGCUGUUCCCAUUUAAAUCAUUUAAAAAACUGGUAUUUAAUGGCUAAAAC